AGCCGCCGUGGCUCCUGCCCGCAGCCGCGGCAGGCCCCGAGGGCGCCGUGGGGGCCCGCGCACGCGGGCCCAGCGCUCGUGCGGAGCAGGGCGGGCCAGAUUCUGGAUGGGCCGUGGCGGCUGGGACAGGCAGGCUUGGUCAGACAAGCCAGCUUGGUCGCGGGAGGGAGAAAGCUGGCUGCGGGACCGGGACCGGGGCCGCCGGGAGCCCAGCUGCGACAGCGAGGAGGAGUCGAACAUCGAGUUCGACCUCGUGUGCGACAGGGUGCCAGUCGUCGGAUUGUACGAGUCCAACGAAUUCUACGAGCACGUGUCCAGCAUGCUGCAGGCGGCGGUGGGGAGCACCGGCAAGGCGGACUCGCUGUACGAGGCGUGCGGUGACAGGCGCGUAUUGUCCGCUUGCUCCGACCUCGGCCUCAGCGACCACGAGGUGCAGGUCGCGCGCCUGACGGAUCCUGGCCUUCGGCACAUCAAGGCCGCAGGGACAUCUGGGAGACAUUCGGUGAAGCUCGCCCUCGUGGUGGCAGUCGUGUUGGACGGUGCUCGGGAGCUCGGCGAGCUGUGGAGGGGCACGGCGACGGAUAUGCGGUACUACCACCUCGAGGAGGCGUUCGGCCUCCUCACGCGCUCCGCCCGAGAGAGCCUGGACGCCCAGAGGCACCACGAGCUCCCGGGGGGCCAGCGGCCCGACGAGCGCGCGGGGCGCCCGGGGCACGGCGAGCGCGCGGGCGGCCAGAGAUGCGGCGAGCGUGCGGGAGGCCAGCAGGUGCACGAGGAGCAGUACGACGACGACGGCGUGGAUCUCCGGUUCGUCAGUGGCCCCACGCCGGUCGUCGGGCUGCUCAAGUCGUCUCCGCUCCACGAGCACGCCUCCUGGCUGCUGCAGAUCGCCACCGGCGGCACGGGGAAGGCGGCCGCGCUCUACGAGUACGUGGACCGCGGCGACGACGCGGGGAUCUUGGGCGAGUGCCAUAGGCGCAGCGAAGAACGACGACGUGGGGCUGGUUCGCAUUAGGCAGAGGAACCUGCAGCACAUCAUGGCGGUGGGAACCUGCGGCAACAGGAGUAUCAUGCUCUCGGCGGCGCUCGCCCUCGUCCUCCGCGGGGAGGCCAGGGCCAGUGCGAUCCUCGAGCAGGCGAAGGAGUGCGACGUCGCACUCGAGAAGGUGCUCGGCAGACUCUUCGGCCGGCUGACCUCGCAGCAGGGCGGCUCGCAGUGGCGGGCAGCCAGAGGGGGCUCCAGGUCCCCCCUCGGUCACUCUCUCUUUCCUUCGCCAUCCUCCCC
Prorocentrum cordatum is the source of this 1285-nucleotide messenger RNA. The record is from the annotation of a GenBank genome assembly. NCBI's taxonomy places the organism in Eukaryota, Dinophyceae, Prorocentrales, Prorocentraceae.